This is a messenger RNA of Cylicocyclus nassatus, 2549 nucleotides long. Lineage: Eukaryota; Metazoa; Nematoda; Chromadorea; Rhabditida; Strongylidae. The record is from the annotation of a GenBank genome assembly.
AUGGAUUUCAGUGAUUAUGGCGUGGUUAUCUUGGACACUAAAUCGAGGGAGAAAGGAGAAAGCGGGUCCUUCGAAAUGAGAACUUUCAUCAAAUUUUCCAAGUCUCUUUGGCCCAAAGCCCAGCACGAUGCGAAUGCGCAGAGAGGUGGUCGAAGAAUCGCAGAUACAUUCAAAGCGUUCUUUACUGUGGGAGGACCUAAAGCGCUUGCGCCGCCGUUGGAAGCCACUGACCGUGUUGGGGAAGCCAUCGCUUGGGAUAUGUACAGUGGCGAUGUAGGGCUCAAAUGCGGAUCUCUCUUGAAUUGGCCAAAUUGCGAGCGCGAGGCUCCUCAGGGACAGAGCACUCUGGACAGAUUUUUAACUGAUGCACCACCUGACUCCAUCACGCUUUCUAUACCAAGCGAGAAAGAACUACUGGAUAGCCAAAUAGUCAUCGUCCUUUUGAAAUUUGAUCACAAGAAAAGAAAAGAGGAGGCAGAGUAUUUUUCACGGGAGUUCAGUUAUGUGCAAUUCGACGCUAAAAGGAAUAAGUACUUUGCUCCCGAGAAACUCCAGAUAACAAGAGAGAAACAGGAAUGGCUUUCCGCAAGGGCAAAGGAUAUUGUGGUCUUCACUACAUCGAUGUCUGAAAGUAUAGCACUCCCACUGAUUCGCUUAAAACACCUCUUCUCUCAUUAUGAGUCUCCCACAAUUCAAGUCUUAUGUGCGGAUUUUACAUGGCUUAAAAAAGGUGAAUCCAUUUCUCUUUGCCCUGACGGUCACUUUGCUGUGACGAAACAGACGCCAGGUACCGAUAAUAUUUGCGAUAAUAACGAUGAACGUAUGCUGACCGCAUCUUUCGAAGACAUUUGCCGUCACGAAGAGCCAAUGUCGCAAAAUCAAGUGUCUAAUGAAGAUAUGCCAAUGGAUAUAGACGAAAUGUAUGAACCACAUUUUGAAGCGGUCAUGGAUAGCGAUGUCGACUUAGUGUCAACUUCAGAUCAGGCAGCUGGACAUCCUUCACUUCAGGCUUUUUGCAGAACUUUUACUCAACUAUUGCUGCUGUCAAUUCUACUUCCAACUUCAACGUGUUUCAAGUGUGCAGUUAAUUUCUAUAGAACGUACAAUACAUUCAAAGAUGGCGAAGGCUACUGUAUCGUACACAUUCCAAAAAUGUGCAGAAAAAAAUCAUAUAUUCGAGUUGACGGCCUACCUAAAAGCGAAGUUUCUAGUCUGGUGAAACCUGGCUGUAUUCGCAAUGUCGAUAAUGGCGCUGUAGCAUGUUUCUGUCAGAAGGAUUUCUGCAACAUAGACUUUGACUUCUUGCAGCAACAAUAUAAAGAUUCUGGCGAUGAAAAACGGAACAAGACGGAAUUCAAAAGAAUCAUGCAGUGCUUUGAUAAAUUGAAAAAAGAUUUUGGAGCGCCGCGCCCUGCCAAGUACAACGAACUGGAUACUCGUGAUAACCAGCCCAAUGAAAGCGACGGUGGGGGAGGCGGCGGUGAUGAUGGCAGCGGAGGAAAAGGGGGUAAAGGCAAAGAUGGAGGAAGCUCUUCUGGAGGCGGCGGAGGUGAUGGAGACGGCAGCGGAAGCGGUGACGAUGGAAGUGGAGGUGGAGGAGGAAGCGGCGGCAAAGGAGGUAAAAAACCAGGCGGCGAUGGCAGUGAUAGCGACGAUGCUAAUGGAGGUGGAGGAGGCAAAGGCAAAGGCGGAAAAGGCAGUAAAGAUGGCGGAAGCGGAAGUGGUAGCGGCACUGACGGAGAAAAUGGAGACGGCGGAAGUGGUGGUGGAGGAGGAAGCGGCGACAAAGGAGGUAAAUCAGGCGGCGAUGGCAGUGAUAGCGACGAUGCUGGUGGAGGUGGAGGAGGCAAAGAUAAAGGUGGAAAAGAUAGUAAAGAUGGCGGAAGCGGAAGUGGUAGCGGCAGUGACGGAGCCGGUGAAGGUGGAAAAGGAAAUGGAGCAGAUGGAGGUAAUGGUGGAAGUGGUGGUGACGGUGACGGAAGUGGUGGCGGAAAAGGAGAUGGCAGCGGAAAAGGAGAUGGCAGCGAUAAAGGAGAUGGUAGCGGAGAAGGAGGUAGCGGCGGAAAAGGGGAUGGAAGUGACGGAGGAGGGUCUGGAAGUGGCAGCGGUGGAAGUGGAGACGGCACUGGUGGAGGUGACUCCGGUGGAAGCGGAGGUGGCAGCGGAGCAGGAGGAGCAGACGGAAAUAAGGAUAAUCUCGGUAGCGGAGAUGGCAGUGGUGACGUGCAUGGAGAUGAUGCCAAUCGCGCUGGUGGCGGAAAAAAUAGUAUCGGAAAGAAAAAAGAGGACGACAAGGGAGGAGUUGAUUUCAUGAUGAUUUUCAUCUUCAUUGUCUUCGGGAUCGUGUUACUGGUACUGGUUAUUGUUGGAAUUAUGCUGUUGGCUAGACAUCGCAAAGAACGGCAAGAAAGAGCAUCGAAAAAAACGAAGAAAACUAAGACGAAGACAGAAACGAAGAAGGCGAAAACGCCGAAGAAAACGUAAAAUUAUACCCAAGACAAGAUACUACAAUUGUGUCAAAUGUUUUACUUUGCUCUGUAGAUAGUCAC